UUUUUUCUCGGAGCUACAACCAAGUAAGUGCUUCAGUAGUUACAGUUUGCUCUAUUAAUAUCCGUGCUCUGACUCUUUUCGCAUAAGGUAUUUAUGUGCUACUCGCAUGUAUUAACAGGUGCUGGUAAUUGUUGCUUUCUCUUGCACUGAGACUGACACAAUCACAAUCUACUAUUGAGCCUAAGUUUCGUAUAGGCGUCAAGCAUCUUCGAUAAGGUAAGUCAUACUCUUUGCCGCGUCAGCUACUUCAAGUGUUGAGUCGAGUUGAUAAUAUCCUCAGCACAAUUCCAUUUGUGUAUCCAUAGUUUAGCGUAGUUCUACCUUGAACUUGGUGUAGUAAACAAACGACCUAAAACUAUUUAUUGAGAGAAAGAAAAUAAAGGCAAAAACUAAGUCGACGCAUUAACGAAUUGUGAGGGGGCAAACGAUAUUCUAUAUCCAUCGAGAGAGACAAAUGUGAGCGGAAUUCGAAGUUUCACGAACUUGUAACUUCGCCUUCCAAACAUAAUAGGCCUGGAGGUGAAGUAUUAGCAGCCGUGUCGUGUGGAACUAGUCACAAAUCUGAACUGGAAAAGAACGAGCUUUGCUUUACCUUUUUCCACCACAGCCUGUUACUACACAGGCCGCGUCAGAAAGAGAAAAAAAAUGUCGCAACAACAACACCAAAAGUUUACUGCGCCGCCGCCUGGCGCGGUUAUUUCGCCGAAGAAGAGCGGCAUGAAGCGCACUGGAGAGGAGCAGGAGAAGGGAGACCUUCGUAGUACUGUCAACUCGCCAUCCAAGAAGAAUUCGUCGUCCACCGCUUGGCCCACCUACGGUUCGACCAUCGUGCUCCCGUCUCCGGCCUUUGGGGAGGUGAUCAACACCAUGGAGUACUCCAUUAACCCCUUCAUGCAGGCGGGGCACGUGCCGAAAAACGUGCGGAGCAAAUUCUCGUCGGAGCUCAUCAAACUGCACCGCACGAUCAGUCGCCAUUUCGCGCUGGAUAGUACUAAAAGUUCUACUUCUACUUCUUCCAUGCAGGACAAGGUCAAGGGCACCGCCACGACUGCAUCAAGCGCAAAAAGCCCAAAGAAGAUGAAGAACAACGCCAAUGGUGAAAAUGACAGCGCGACGUUAACAUCAAGCGGAGGCUUUAGUUGCGGCGAAGGAGGAGCUUCAUCGAUCACCGUUAAGGCAAUCCAGCCGAUGCAGACCUGUUUCCCCCUGGACCUGAUUCUGGCCGGGAUUCGGGGCAACUACUUUUCGGAGGGUGCAAAGGCCGAGAUUGUGAAAACGCUGGGAGCGCACUGGAUGUCUUCGAACAAGAACAGUGGUGUUUCAUCCGGAGGCUCUACUGCUAUUUCGCCAAAGAUGAAUUCAAAUUCUUCUCCCAGCAUGGCUUCGUCCACUACUUCUAAGCUGAAAAAGGCGCGUCCGGAACUGGAAAAGCAGGUGGUCGAAGCGAUUCUGCGGCUGAACGAGAAGCACAACUACGAUGAGCAGGAGGAAAAGGAAAACCAGGAGCAGUUACAGGGCGGUCUCUCGUCGUCCGGCACUAACCAAAACGCAACAGACGCCGACACGUUCCGGAAGGCUUCCUUCUCCACCUCAACGCGCUCGACGACCAGCUGCAGCUCCCGCGCGUCCUCCACCAAACGUGACCAUGCCGCUGCGUUUCUGUCCAGCAGUUCUUCACCGAGCUCGGACGAAGUGAUGACUUCUGCUCUGCUUCUUGAGGAGCCGCCGCGCAAACGGGCCAAGACGGACUCCCUCGUGACGAAGACGAAGAACUACUCGACUUCUAAUAUCGCAGAUGAGGAUGUUCUUGAAAAUAAGAUCGAGAACCGCACGUCCCUCGCAGUGUUAAUAUCCGACGACGACGCAAGAAUCCAGAAGCCGUUUAUCGAGAAGAAAGUGAAGUCUGUGUUUGACUCCCUGAUCAGCAGCAUGGCGGACGCCGUUUACUUGGCGAAUCUUGGGCUGUACCUCGGGAAAUCCCCCGUUUUGGACAACAAGGAGGUUUUCAUCGUGCAAUCCCCGCGCAUGCUCGAGCGGCAACUGGAGAACCCGUUCAUGCGGGCGGUAGCGUUGCAGCUCGGCUGGUUUCCGCUCGAAUUGGCGAAGACCUUCGAGGGGAUGGCGGACCUGGUGUCGGUGAAAGUGACAACUUCUUCGGAGAAAAAGAAGAACGUGUUACUCGGGUUUGACAGCAGUCGGUCGGACAAGAACGCGUACCAAGACGUGAUCACCUUGGCGAAGGACGUGCUGAAAAUCGAUUCUUUUCCGGACGAGGUGAUCAUCGUGGAGGCCAAGGACAAGGCCCACGGCUACCACCAAGACCUGGCGAUUCUUUCCCUGUUCAACGGGAUAUGAGAGUGCACAACUCCGCCUCGGCCUCAUUUGUCAUGCAAAAUGCCUAAUUUACGCCUGGGCUCUUGGCACUGUUUGCAUGAUAAGUUCUGGCGGCCCCAAAUAGCACUACACGCCUACCCAAAUUUGUCAUGCAAAACCUGUAUUCUUGCUGACGCUUGAGUUGCUGUUCAUGCAAUACAAAUGAGGGGGAAGGGGAGUCGUGCACUUUCAUACGGGAAAGCGUGUGUGGGCGAUCAGGUUCUCACCGACGCGUCGCUGCAGAAACUGCGGAGCGAGGUGUUCUAUGACCUCCUCAAACGUUACAAUCUCAAACGUUACAAUAGAAUCUGAGAUUUGUGUUGCAUGAUGAGCAUGACAGAUUCGCACAGCGUUCCACCUUUUGCAAUACAAAUUUCGCCAGAUCGUCGUGGGGUUUAGGGCUCCGGAACUUGUCAUGCGCAACCCUAUCAGUAGAUUUCGCUAGAUCAUGCACUUCUUGCAUCAUAGAUUUUCAUAUUCUAUUCUAACGUUUGAGAUAAUUGUAACAGCUGAGCAGGUUAUAUCUUCGACGAGGUGUUUCUGAUUCCCAAGCAGGAGUGGAUGGCGUUUGCGCUGAACUCCAUUCUGGUCGACGAGCGCAACUGCGCGAACCUGUUGGAAAAGGCAAAGCGGUUGGCCAUCAUUCCGCCCCGGUGCCCGACCUUGCAGGGGAUUUUGGAGAAGGAAGGUAUAGUGCUUUAGUAGAUGAAGGAUAAAUGGAAAGGAAAAUACACAAACUACUACAACGCAAACGCUGCAUGUGCAUCAAGAAGACUAUAAGAGAAUACUAAGAUUAGGAUGACACCCGAAUAUGAAUAUCUUCGCAAGUUUGUUAUGCCGUCGAGUUGUUGCACUUGCAUGGCAGCCUAAUUGUGGUGCAGGAGUACUACUGCGUAAUAAUCCCACAUUUGUUUCUCAUACUAGAGCAAGCUGUUUACGCACCAUGACCAUCACAGGUUACACCACCGUCGUCCAGGACCUGGCUUAUGCGCAUGGUGGCGGCUUCCUGCGGUGCUUGACCCUCUUCGCAGAACACUCUACGGCCUCGGGUGGUUCUUCAACAAAUGAAGGAGCGAAUCAUGGAAGCGAGCCCAUGACUGCAGCGGAAUACGAGCGGUUGUGUGCGAAACUGGAUAGUAAGAACUGCAGCAACAAUCCUUCCAUCGCUACUCUCUGCCACUGGAACAACCCCAUGAUUCACACUGCGACCAAGCAGAUCGCCGAGUCGAUUUCGAUAUCCUGUGCAAAAGUUGUAUCGUAGUCGUACUAAUCGCGGUCAUGGUCAUGCAUGACAGAUCUAUCGCCGAAGGGAAAUCAGCAUCACAAGUUGGAUAUUUUCUCCUGGACCAAUUUGCAUUGCAAUUUGUACUAGUACGAUGCUUUUUGCAAUGCAUAUUAGAACGGGAAUUUGUCGGUUUUGGACAAUGAUCCGACCAGAGUGAUGGUGACGGGGACGAAGGUGAAACCGGUCUCCGGGGCCUCGUAGGACCUGUCAGUUCAUCUUGCCGUGGUUGUAAGUACUCAACAGUACGAAUCAUGUGAAGAAUCAAUAGUGAAAAAUUGUUGAAUUUUUGUUUAUUGUAUGAACUCCAACAGUAGCACAGGAACCGAAACCACGCUUGUGACCUUCAUUCGACCUUGUUUUUCCGAUUUACUUAUCGUGUUGACUCGUGCUUUUCGAUCGACGCCCUGAUCGACGAUUUCUUUUUUAGUACAUUAGAAAGCUGAAUAAAAUCACCCCUAUGUGGUGAUUUAUCCCGAAAUAAACCUCCUUGAGCCACUAUGAGUCAUAUUGAGCUCUCAAAGAACAUUUGAAAACUGGCGAUCGCCACACAGCUUGUAUCUGUAUGCAGAAUAGUAGUUGUCGUACCGGAAGUCGAUUAUAUCCAGCACUACCACGAUUUCUAAAUAUUUAUACGAGUGAUAAAUGAAGAGUAUGACAUUCUUUUUAUCACCACAUGCUUUUUUGUCCCACCCUGUAAAUUGUACUUGUUUUCCCGCCGUUUCAUUGGCAGCUUCCUCCUAUCGCGAACUAUUUGUUUGUUCUAUAUUUUCCCUGACAGGUGAGUAGAGAUGACUGGUGGUAGUUUCCUUCUAUCACAAAUAGUUUUCUCAUCGAGUCAUACCGUCGCUGUCAGCCGGAAGAACUCCAACCAAGACAUCACAAAGUUUGACGUUUUCUUCUCCACAUUUCGCUUAUUUGUCGUUUUGACCUAGAUCUACCUGCGCAGACGUUAUUUGUACAUAAGUACCUAUAUUUGAAAAAUUCAACAUCAGCACGUCGUCCUCAUCGGUCUUCAUUUAUUCUUGUUUCAUCUUCCAGACCGUGUGAUGAGCGCUGUGAUAAACUAAUAUCUGCUUCACAUGUUGUUGUCGUGUGGUACGCUGGUACCGUCGUGAACUCUCUUUUAUUGCAAAGCACAACAAGCAAAACGAGAAUGAAGAGGAGAUCAUAACAUAAGCAAAAGAACCCACGACAUGACCGAAGUUCUAAAUCAAGUUGUUGAAAAUUUAGUAUAAAUAAAUGGUACGCUUCUUGACACUGAGCUGACAUCACGCAGCCUCCACCUACUACUAGUCUUCACAGAGAAGUAUAGCUCCUGGCGCUUCAGUUACAGUUCGAAAGAGCGGUAGCAAGCGCGCUUAGCAACUACAUGCGGGACUAUGCAAACUCGUGGUCGUGGUAAUGAAAACAUUUUCGGCGAACUUCAGUAAUUAAGCAAGGGGAAUUGAUUUUUUGGAAAUAUGGAAAAGGUGUCUUCAUUGAGAGCACGAGUACAGUAGAGCACAAGAUAAUGAUACUGUGCAUGCCGGGAACCAACUAGAUGACGAUGAGCAGCAAUGAAAAUAAAGAAAUUGAACGAUAUGGACGAACGCAAUAAAAGCUCGAGUUAUCAUGAUUUCGCUUUCGGAUGUUGAUCCUGAUCCAAGCAGAUGUAGUUGCAGCCGAUGCUAAGAAGUAGGCACAGCAGCUCUUUCGAGGGAAGACAAUGAAACCGGACCCGUCCUCUGCUCGAGUCAACGAACUUUAAUUUAGGGAAAAAGAAAAUGAAAAACAAAUACCACACGACGCCGAGUUGAGAUGGAGCCAGCUAUUCUCCUCGAGAUACAGAUUUCUUUUUAUGGAUGUGAUGAACUGCAUCUUUUUCUUCUACUGUGAUACAACGAU
Molecule: messenger RNA, 5542 nt
Organism: Amoebophrya sp. A120
Lineage: Eukaryota; Dinophyceae; Syndiniales; Amoebophryaceae
Source: the annotation of a GenBank genome assembly